CACUAAUGGAAGUGAAUUGAGCAAUUAUCUAGUUUACCUUCUCCUCUUGGAAAGUAACGACUGUCGAUAUAUUUGCUGCGUUAUUGACACAACACGUUUUAUUGUUUUAUCUUUAGAAAUAAGUGAGGAUUUUCCGGAGUCAACGCUUCGCCAAGUGAACUGAUGCGCUGACAUCCACACAGGUUGCCACAAAUGAUGUGCUUUCGUUCAGGUCAGUGAAUUAAGAAGAGGCGUCUACAAAGGAGACAUAUCAACCAAGAAGUGGAUUUAAAGACAUGGACAGUGUUCUUUACCAUACGACACCGUCAAUCUUCGGUUCACCUUCAAUGCGAGAACAUUUAUCAGCUGGAUACAACAUGAUCAGCACCUCGAAACCUCUUGCUUUCUCUAUUGAAAGGAUUAUGGCAAGGACCCCAGAACCGAAGUCGGUGCCGCUUCCGAACUUAUUUCAAACACCCACGACCAAGACAGACCCAAAGCAAGUUCUUCGCAUGAACUCCACCACACUUCCUUGCAUGAUACCGUUUGUUCCAUUGGCUUAUGAAGCUGCUCACAAAUUUAGCAUCACUGGAUCAGAACCAAGAAAGCACCAUUUAGAUACGUCUUCUUAUAAUUCCAACGAUUUGUUAAGUAUUGGCUUAAAUUAUAAAACUGAAUUGCCAAGUGUAACCCCCCCGAUAGGACAGUAUAAACUUUUUAGACCACGAGUGGUAAAUCAGUCUUCGUUUCAGACCAUGGGAACUUUGUGCUAUCUUAAUUGUGGAGACAGCCCAUGCCCCCCUCCUGCAAGUAUUCUUAACAUCCAUCCAGUGGCUUCCUAUCUCUUGAACUCCCCACUUAACCCACACCAGAAAACAUUUAUUUCGGAGAAAAGCAAACUUGUUCCUUCGGUGGAACGACACCCGUCUGGGGUUGCCUUUAAAGACUUGUCUCAAUCCCAGCUCCAGCACUAUAUGAAAGAGAGUGCACAGAUUCUAUCUGAAAAGCUGUUUAAAAACCCCUCCAAACUUAGCAACGGAUCCCCAAAUAAUAAACCCAAGGUGUUCACUUGUGAAGUUUGUGGAAAGGUAUUUAAUGCACAUUACAAUUUAACCCGUCAUAUGCCAGUACACACUGGAGCCAGACCGUUUGUUUGUAAAGUCUGUGGGAAAGGCUUCCGACAGGCAAGCACUCUCUGUCGACACAAGAUCAUCCAUACACAGGAGAAACCUCACAAGUGUAACCAGUGUGGGAAAGCGUUUAACCGAAGCUCUACUCUGAACACUCACACACGAAUUCAUGCAGGGUAUAAACCAUUUAUAUGUGAAUUCUGUGGCAAAGGAUUUCACCAGAAAGGCAACUACAAAAACCACAAACUGACACACAGCGGGGAAAAGCAGUUCAAGUGCAAUAUUUGUAACAAGGCUUUCCAUCAAGUUUACAACCUGACUUUCCAUAUGCACACCCACAACGACAAAAAACCCUUCACCUGUCCAACCUGCGGGAAAGGAUUCUGUCGGAACUUUGACUUGAAGAAACAUAUCAGGAAGCUGCAUAACAGUUGCCCUGGAGCUCAAUCCACUUCUACGGACAAUUUGAAUGGAGAAUAGAGCCAAAGUCAGUGAAAUAUCCGGUUCGCGGGAAAUAUCCUGCACGCUGUAGUGUGUAUAGCUGAUUUCAAGAUUCACCUUUGCAUGCAACAUUUUGGUUUAUGUGAGCUAUUUCUUGACUAAAGACUACUUGUUUUUUAAACACACACACACACACACACACACACACACACACACACA
Molecule: messenger RNA, 1769 nt
Organism: Polyodon spathula (Mississippi paddlefish)
Lineage: Eukaryota; Metazoa; Chordata; Actinopteri; Acipenseriformes; Polyodontidae
Gene: fezf1
Product: FEZ family zinc finger 1
Exons: 4
Coding region: 276-1589 (437 amino acids)
Cellular component (GO): nucleus
Source: RefSeq, a predicted model, not a curated record